UGGCGAGGCCGUGCGGUCGGCGCGGCUGCACCGGUGUGUCUGCCAGAGUCCCCAGUGGUCCUCAGUGGCUCCCCAAGGCCUGGCGUGCGUGUGUCGCAGUGUGUCGGACACUCCCAGUGCAGCAGCAGUCUGCGGCCGCCAAGCAGAGGCUGGACUCCCGGACCGCGCGAAGCAACGCGAAGCCCUGCCGGACAGCAGGUCGAGAUUCAAAGCCAACGAGCUCGGGAAAUAACCGGUGGCCGCCAUGUCCGUGAUUUACCGGCGAUCCAUGGCUUAUCUCGACAAGUUCGUGCCGCCAAAAUACGCGCCGCUGUGGAACCACCCGGCAGGACCGAAAACGAUCUUUUUCUGGUCGCCGUGGUUCAAGUGGGGGCUGGUGGUCGCUGGACUGAGCGACUUGAAGCGGCCUGUGGAGUCGGUGUCGCUGCCGCAGUCGCUGGCCCUGUCGGUGACGGGCCUCAUCUGGUCGCGUUACUGCCUGGUCAUCACCCCCAUCAACUACAACCUGUGCGCCGUCAACGUGUUCGUCGCCAUGGUCGGCACGUACCAGGUGCAGCGGGCAGCCAGAUACCAACUGGCGCUCCGAGACUCGGAGCAAGCCGCUGAGAUGUGAAGCCAUUUCAUUUUCUCUUGGAUAAUGGUGUGGCUGACCCUAGCACCUCUCAACAGUACAAAUGCUUUAGGAACUUUGCAUGCCCCCAACAGCUGUGAUAUGUUUAGUUAGGUAAAAUAAAUACCUUCAUUGUGGUAAA
Messenger RNA from Thrips palmi, 752 nucleotides. RefSeq names its product mitochondrial pyruvate carrier 4-like. The record is from RefSeq and is a predicted model, not a curated record. The coding region runs from base 245 to 613 and encodes 122 amino acids. NCBI's taxonomy places the organism in Eukaryota, Metazoa, Arthropoda, Insecta, Thysanoptera, Thripidae. Gene Ontology annotation, cellular component: mitochondrial inner membrane. The transcript has 4 exons. Gene Ontology annotation, biological process: pyruvate import into mitochondria. Gene Ontology annotation, molecular function: pyruvate transmembrane transporter activity.